CGCUCGCGAGCAGCGCAGCUUAGCGCAGUAGUCAGCCAGCCGCAGGCAGCGCAGCUGAACGUCGAGGAAGUCCGACGACGAGCGAGAGAGCUAGACAACGCCGCACCGCUCCGCAGCCGAGCCAGACCAAAGCAGGCAUCAUGGGUUCCAGUCAGCAGUUCUCCUUGAGGUGGAACAACUAUCUCAAGCACAUCACCAAUGCAUUCGACACACUGCGAUCAGAUGAGGAUCUUGUGGAUGUGACGCUGAGCUGUGAGGGCAAAAGGAUAAGGGCACACAAAAUGCUGUUAUCUGCGUGUAGUACAUAUUUUCGAGAUUUAUUUAAGGAAAACCCUUGUCAACAUCCUGUUAUUAUAUUCAGGAAUGUCAAAUUUGAUGACCUGGCGGCGUUGGUUGACUUCAUCUACCAGGGCGAAGUUAACGUAGUGCAAGAGCAGCUAGAUAGUUUUAUGACAACAGCUGAACUGUUGGCUGUACAGGGUCUCACAGAUGGAUCAAGGAAAGAUGACAGUUUAGCAGAGGAUGAUGUGGAAAUCCCCAGUGAACCAGAAGUACAACUGAGGAAUGCGUCUGGCAAAGUUAUCACAAAUGAUAAGGGAAACAAGUCACCAUCUUCGCCAUUGCCAUAUCACUUAGCAGAAUCACAUAAGUCUGAAGCGCCGCCACCAAAUAAAAGGAGAAGAUACAGAGAAAAUUCAAAUGCACAUUCGGAAAAAUCAAACAGGCAUGCUUCUUCACCAAAAGACUCUGACAAAACAGACAGUCAAACUGUGCAAGAACCUGUUGAAAUAAUUCCUCUCAUGCCAAAUUUGAAAAUGGAAAUGCCUGAAUAUUUGGAGCAGGAUGGAAGUAGUUGUAGUUACGAAGAACAAAGUACGGGUGAAAGUUCUAAUAAAAUAUUAGACGAUAAUCCAGACCUACUGGACAAUGAGCAGAAGCCAGACAUAACGCAAACAUUCUAUUCGAAUCAAUCGUCAACAGACCACUUAGAUGCAUCUAAGUCAUCAGACAUAGGUUACUUACUUUCCAAACCUGGCACAAGUUCAGGAGAUAGGAUAUCACAUGAACUACUUCAAGGAGGGGUAACGUACGUGACGGGCCAGCCGCACAGCCUGAGCAAGGCGAACGGCCACGGCAAAGUGUGCAUACACUGCAAGCGUCGGGGGGUCCUGACCUCGCGCGGCAAGCUACGUCAGACGCGCUUCAAGUGCUGGGCCUGCAAUGCCUGCCUGUGCCGCUGGCCGUGCUUUGCCGAGUACCAUGAGCUCCGGUCGAUACCCCACAUUCCGCCUCCAUAGCACCAACCUGACGCUCUGCCGUCGUCGUCCUCCUCCACGUCGACGGUGCAGAGCCUUGGCGCCGCAACUUCCGACGCUACUACUGCUACCAAUCUAAACAAUACCACGACCGUGCUACUCUUGAGAAUCAUCGAUCCCCCGUGAGGGAUCGAGCCUCGUCCUCGUCAUCUCUAACGUUUUUUUUUAUUUCACCAUCUUUUGUAUAACAUUGUUUGUUUUUUGUACGACUUUUUUUGUACCUUCAUUUUCGUUGUAAAUCCGAUACCCACAAUCGCGGCUCGAUAUGUUACUCUUUUCGACGUUCCAUUGUAUUAUUACUAUUACUAUUAUUAAUAUUAUUUUUAUUACUAUACUGUUAGGGGGACUCGAAAGUUCUUUGAUACUUGGCUCCAUAUAACCGUCGGAGGAUUUUAGAUACUGUUAUACGGAGUCAGCUGAUUUGUAUAUUUCGCGAUAGUCGCCGCAGAGGAUGACCAUGAUUACUCUUAGGAUAUCUAACGUUUGAGAUUUAUUGGGCGACGGGUAAAUGCACAAGCAAGAGGAUAUUAAUAUAAACUAUAAUGUGAUUGUACGUUUUGAACUUCGUUUCGAACAUUCCCGCUGUUUUCGUCUUUAUAUACAUUCCGAAAAAUUCUCGACGAAAUUCGCGACUUAUAGAGUUGGACAUUAGAUUUUAAACGAAUACUUGUAUAUAAUUCAUACGACAUGUGCAUUUACCUUGCGAAGCUUUUACUGCGUCUGUUAGUUAUAUAUCUCCUGUACAUAUAGUUAUACUUCAGUACGAGUUAGGCUAAACUGCGAAGUACACCAAAACAUGUAUUAUAUAGACUAUUUUUGUACGAGUGUAUUAUAUAUUUUUUAUACUGUAGCAAGGAACACUUGAGCUCAAGUUUUCGGUUGCGAGUAAUUUUUACCAGUUAUAUAGCGAUAGUUGUAAUAAAUUUAAACACACAAUCAAAACAGAAAGAUCUUACUGAUUUUUGCAGUUUGAAACGCUUCCAGCAUUUUUAUCGGUUUAGUAUCUCAGCGAGAUCGGAGCUGCGAUGACACACAAUACAAACAAGUACAAAUUCAUAACUCAUUAUGAAAUCGAUCGAGCUUAUAUAGGUAUACGAGGAUAUGGGUCGAACGUAUUUUUUUUCUUUCAUUUCACGAUAUAGAUCGAAUGUAAUAGCAAAUACUCUUCAUACAUUCAUGGUGCACGCAGCGACUCGACGAAUAGACUGAUAUUGAAUCGCUCGGCUUGAGAUGGAACUUGAGAUUUUUAACUUAAUACUCUCGUUAUUGUAAAGUAACUUAAUUGCGUAUAGGUAGAUAGGCGGACCGAUAAAGGAGCUUGUGCGCUGUAUACUUGAUGUAUAAGUAAAUUCUAAUUCACAGCAACGAUUUUGUAAAGUGCCGAUAGAUUGUUUUGAAAAUGGGUUGUGCAAGAUUACGAUAAUAUUCUCUCAUUAUUGCUACAUACAUACAUGAACAAUAUGUAAAUGUGUUUGUCUUUGCGUUAGAAAAAUGAAUUGCAUCCAUUUUGUUGGGGAUUCAGGGUGACGCUUGUUGAGCCUUUUGAAUGUGUUCUAUCGUCUAAUCAGGCUUUUUAUCCUAGCUUCUGCUUUUACACACGCCACUGAUCUUAUUAUUUAUAUACCCGACUAUAUAAUACGCAUAUACGUGCACACGUAUGAUCCAAGAAGUCAUACGCGUGUACCUAUACAUGCGAAAAUACGAAAACAAAACAAACAACAGAACAUUUAUUAUUAUUAUUAUUAUUAUUAUUAUUUUUUUUUUUAAGUAAAACAAAAAUGCUCGCGUUACAAUUAUCCAGGUGAUGUGUUUGAUGUGUUUAUUUAUAGAACAGCCAGGAGACACAAGCGGUAGUACUGGCCCAAAUCCCGAUUUGGGUGCGUAUGUCGAUGAUGACGAUAACGAACAGAGCUCGGAUUCCGAAUUAUUGUUUCGCUGUAGAAUAUGUUGGAAGGGUUUCAAGCACCCGAUAUCCUUGACGCUCCAUAAGGAUUUGCACACGGGUCAGACAAGGUGCCCCAUUUGCCAGCGCAUCUUUAGUCGAAGUUACGAUAUGAGGGUUCACCUAUUGCGAAUACACAAGCGUACCUUGUGGAAUGUCGAUGCGAAGCUAAACGCGCAGAGCAAUAAAAAGAAAUAAACAAAAAAAGAGAAUCAGAGUGAGAGAGCCUGGCAGCACACUCACACACGCCAUCGAUUCGCUGACUUUUUUUUAAUUUUUCUCAUAUAUAUGUGACGCAAAAUAGCAAAAGAAUAAUUUCAUUACAUUGCGACAAUACCUGUUUGUGUUGCUCUUGUAAAUAUAUAAGAACUGCGAUGACGAUUUUUGUGCCAUACUUUGAAGCAAUCGUUUGUUCGGUAAAUUGUGGACGUAAGUUAUUCUCUGUGCACUGGCUCUGCAGAAUUUUAUUUCAAUGAUUUUUUACAAUUGGUACAUGUAGAUGAUGGAAAAGAGAUUAUUCAAUACUUUUUUUCAAUCCACGCAUAAUCAGUUCCUAGGUGUUAAGGAAAAACAUAGUGUAAUGUACAAUUGAUGUUAAGUUUUAUAAUUAAAAGUAUGCGGUAUGACACUGAUGCACGAAGAUGUAGCUAAAAGCAAAUCGCGAAUUUCAGUGGAAACCUAAUUGUAUCGCACAAAAUUGUAUAUACAUUAACUAUAUAUACGUUAUUAGUUACGGAGAUCCAAAAGUUUGAAAUAUAUUUUUGUUUGUGUUGAAAAUUUUUCAAGCUCGCAAUCCUUGCAGAAGAAAUAAAGCUUGAUUUUUUGUAUUUCCUAAAAAUUAAAAUUUAAUUUUUGCGCUCUGUUAUAUCAUUGGUUGAUUAUAGUAGUUUGGAGAAACGAUAUUUUUAUUUAUAGUACUUAAUGCUGUUUGACACAAUGCCUUACAAGUUUUGCCUUUCAAUUGUUUACUCUAUACUAUCCGAUAAGUAAAUCGUCGUGAUGGAUGUACACGAUUAUUGUGAUAAAAGCGUGCGCUCAAAAAAUAAUAACAAACAAACACACACACACACAUACAGCGUGUAUAAACUUUACUGAGAUUGCAAAAAUAUAUACAUAUAUUUUUACUUUGGAUACCAAGAUUCUAAGAUGUUCAGUGUCGACACUGACGUAUAUAUAGUACAUACAUUUUGUAAUAAAAUAUUUAUAUAAACUUGAA
This is a messenger RNA of Nasonia vitripennis (jewel wasp), 4474 nucleotides long. RefSeq names its product protein bric-a-brac 2. Gene Ontology annotation, molecular function: DNA binding; protein binding. The coding region runs from base 141 to 1298 and encodes 385 amino acids. Gene Ontology annotation, biological process: regulation of transcription by RNA polymerase II. The transcript has 6 exons. The record is from RefSeq and is a predicted model, not a curated record. NCBI's taxonomy places the organism in Eukaryota, Metazoa, Arthropoda, Insecta, Hymenoptera, Pteromalidae. Gene Ontology annotation, cellular component: nucleus.